Messenger RNA from Ogataea haglerorum, 1143 nucleotides. RefSeq lists its product as uncharacterized. The coding region runs from base 1 to 1143 and encodes 380 amino acids. The transcript has a single exon. The record is from RefSeq and is a predicted model, not a curated record. NCBI's taxonomy places the organism in Eukaryota, Fungi, Ascomycota, Pichiomycetes, Pichiales, Pichiaceae.
AUGUUGAACAUGUAUUUGAGACGUUCAGUCGCGCUGGUGCGCUCUCUGAGGAUGUAUUCCACCGAGGGGCCAGCCGGUAAUGAUGAGCAGCUGCUGCUUGAUAAACUGAGGACUAUACCACAGGAAUUGAAUAAUACUGCAAAGCCAAAACUUCUCAAAGAGAAGAACCAAGCCAGAAGCGCAAAUCAGAGCCAAAACAAGCCUCGCAUUUUCAGAGAAAAGCGUUUGCAAGGGAAGAAACCAAAAGCGCAGUAUUCAUCGUCCAAAUGGAGGUCUGUUCGUGACCAUCGGAAGGGAAAAACGCAAAGUGAUGAUGCCUACGAUAAUCAAGAUAUGAAACCUUAUGUUGAGUCAGCUAUGAAGGUGUUUGACGACUUGCCAUUGAAAGUUCUUAGAAGUCAAAACAUUCAACCUGACAUGUCCCACUGGAAGAGCAUCGUGAAGAGGCUAGAAAAGGCUCGCGAACAAAGGGACAAACUUAAGAAGUGUGAGCUCCCAGAGUACAAAUUGCACGACUUGAAAUCACUCGGAGUAAUCGAUUCUAGUGUUGACAACAAAGAGCUGAAGGUUACAUGGGAAGCCACCGAUGCGAUAAAUGAUAUCAAGAGUUUCGUCAAGAGCAUCAGCUAUUUUGAGCCUCAAGAUCCGCUGCAAUAUAAAAUCAAAGAACCAUCUCCCGGUGAGCUAGAGCUAAACAAAUCCCAAAUGGCAUUCAGUCUGAGAUCCAGAAUGUUGCGUGCAAUUUCUAGAUUUUCAGAAGAACACGGCUUGGCCUUGAAUUCUACAAAUAUUGGCCAAUCCCAACUUCAUGGAAUGAACAAACUGUACCCAUUCGCCAACCCAACUAUACCAAAGGUCGGAUUCAGCAAAGUUUCCGACGUCAAAUCCCUUUCGAAAUCAUCGGGUUCAGAUUUCAAGAACAUUGUCGAUACCACAGUUAGGGGUAUAAGACCGGAACUCAAAUUCUACAAAUCAGGCCAAUUCAAGACGGAGCAAUCACGCGUGAAUGCCGAGGUAGUGACUCAUGCAUUGAACUCAAAUGCUCAGCUUCAAGUUGAUAACAUCCAUGUCUCGAUAGGAAGAACCCUUAUUGGAAAAGGAAAGCUUGCAGACAUUCCGCAACCGCUUCCCUCUUCAAAAUAA